Messenger RNA from Xiphias gladius (swordfish), 2157 nucleotides. RefSeq names its product hyphally regulated cell wall protein 3. The transcript has 8 exons. Bases 333 to 1700 code for a protein of 455 amino acids. Lineage: Eukaryota; Metazoa; Chordata; Actinopteri; Istiophoriformes; Xiphiidae. The record is from RefSeq and is a predicted model, not a curated record.
CAACAUGAGUAAGCGGCGUCCCUCGCAGGUGUGACACUUCUCGCGUUGACUCCUUUUUUGCACUAGCGAGAAAAUGUGACUUCCGCAUCCGUUAAUUUUGCUUUCGCGGGUCGGUACGAAAGAGCUAGCGUCAGACUGUUGUUUCAAUGGAAAUACCUCAACCGACGAUACAGUCCACAACCUUUAAGACGAUUCACCAUAUCCUGUAAACUGAUGCUAACGUUAAUCCGUUUUUUUUUAAACCGGUGGUUUAACAGUUGGUUGAUCGUUUCUCGCGAGUUGUCGCGGCAGAGCCAAAAAAAAGUCCCAAGUAAAGACGUCCAGACACAAGCAUGUCACUGCUGUCCAUGGUUGAGGAAGCGAUCAAAUCACGCAAAGAUGAGCAAGCCAAGAUUAACGAGAGUAUUCAAUUCUACAGAGAAAUACUGAAGACCUUAACACCAAAACCCAAGACGAGCUCUGAGGAGUCAGAUUGUGCAGAUGCUGCUGCUACAGACACAAAAACCUCACCGGGGGAGACGGAAGAUAUAGAUUUGCUUGAGCGAGCACUGGAGAAAGCCCUUUGGGUCCGCACUGGCACAGAAACUUCUAAAAACAAGCCAGACAGAAACAAGGAAUCUGGAUCCCGAAAGGAACCAGGCACUUCAGCUGUCACAUCAAAAGACGUAACACAGUCAUCUGCACCAUCUAAAGCAAGUCAAACAACCAUCAAGUCAACCUCGAAAUCAAAACCUGGAUCAUCAGUAUCCUCAACACUAGGGUCAAGACCCUCAGCUAGCAACAAUCCUAGACAGUCCAAAAGCACAAAUUAUAGAAACAUAGUCCAGAAAGAUCCUGUCUCAUCAGCUCGGGUUGUGCAUCACCACACAGCUAGGAAAUUGCAGCAGGCUGGUUCAGCAUCUGGCUCUCUUGAUCACAUCUCGACCUUGCACUCUAAAAACAAGACUGUUAAAAGCAGCGUGCUGAGUGAUGAUGACCUGGGCAAAGCUGCAGCUAUCUCCACGCCUUCCUCAAAUGACGCAGUGCCUCUUUCACACACAGAUGAACCUGGAGCUCAUAGUUUGCUUCAACACGAUGGGGUGCCUUCUGAGCAGGCAGCAAAAUGGAAAUCUUUAAGGAGCAAGCAAAACAGGUUGUGGGACGAAGUUAUUGCCCUGCAAAGGAAACCUGUGCCUGGGAGGAGUCACUUCAUUGAGAGAAUGAGAGCUACGUUCCCCAAGGAUUGGCCGUGUGGCAGCCCAGAUCAGGCCAGGGCUAUGGUUGACAGUCUGACUCACCCAGGGCAUGACCUCAACCAGCACUGCCAGACAAAGGAGGUUUUGGCCAACCCGACUCCAGAGGCGGCCACAGUGCGGGAGUGUGAAGCAUGGGAUCGAUGGAGGCCAGAGGGAGGUUGUCUUUGCCCCACUGGGGCAAAUAGCGUGGAGCAAGAUAGGAUGAUUGAACCCCUGCCCCUGACUAUAACCUACACGACGGAGGCAGAGCUCCAAGAGCUGGAGAAGCUUAGGAUACGGGUAGCACUGCUGCAACAAGAGAUUAACCUCGAGCAGGCUCUGUUGGACACUCUGUCCCCUCAGCUCUCAUCUAUAGCACCUGGGCCUGCAUGUCCCAACCCCAGUAUGCUGAGAGACAUGUACUCCCUGCUGGGUGAAGGAGGGGAGCGUUUCCCUGCCAUAGUCUGGGACUCUGAGUCUGAUUGACCACAGAACAUACAGUAUCACAGUGAGAUACCAGUUUGUGAAGUACUCUGUACUUCUCCAUUUACAUAUAUAAGACAAAUAAAAUAUAAUAAACACCUCUCAGUAUAAUGCAGUCCAGUGCAAUACCAGUUGGAUCGUCAAUAAAAUUAGAACAUUGUUAAAUUCACAGAAAUAAGAUUAACUGCAGGACUAUUGUAAUAGAUUGUUUUAGGAUAAACAGGUUUUCCUAAUAAAAUGGUAACUCAAGCGUAUAUUUGUCUGUGAAGCAAGAAUGUAGGUCAUUAAUUUGAGGAACCUUGUGUUUAUUGUGUUCCGACUAUUUAUUCAGUGUCUGACGCCAUGUAAUAACUUGACUGUCUCACUGGAAAAAAAAACAAGAUUGUGAUUGUUUAUCAUCUUUCAUUAAUGUUGUUUCUGACUGUGAAGUGCUGUACUUAGAUUUUUUUUUUCCUAUGAA